Fusarium graminearum PH-1 is the source of this 1617-nucleotide messenger RNA. RefSeq lists its product as uncharacterized. Gene Ontology annotation, cellular component: mitochondrion. The transcript has 3 exons. Gene Ontology annotation, biological process: lactate catabolic process. Gene Ontology annotation, molecular function: FAD binding; D-lactate dehydrogenase (NAD+) activity; D-lactate dehydrogenase (cytochrome) activity. The record is from RefSeq and is a predicted model, not a curated record. Bases 1 to 1617 code for a protein of 538 amino acids. NCBI's taxonomy places the organism in Eukaryota, Fungi, Ascomycota, Sordariomycetes, Hypocreales, Nectriaceae.
AUGUCGUCCCCAGCUCACAUCCUUCCCCUAGGUAUUGGACCUGCCGAGCAUCGCCAAUUCUUCGAUGAGCUUGCGAAAAUCGUGGGAGAUGAUAACAUCUCGCGUGACGCAUCAACAGGCGCUUUAAUUGGGCCUCAUCAGCAGCACAGCUACGGCGACCCAUACGCAGUAGUCAGUGAAGAUCAGCACAUGCCCAGUGGCGCCGUUCGGCCAGCGUCUGUAGAGGAUGUACAGCAGAUUCUACGACUCGCAAAUCGAUUCGGUAUGCCUCUGUGGACUAUAUCCCGAGGUAGGAACCUUGGCUAUGGCGGCUCGUCACCUGCUGUGCCAGGAAGUGUGGUCCUCGACUUGCAUCGAAUGAACCGCGUUAUCGAAGUCAGCGAGGCAGAUGGGUAUGCUAUUGUCGAACCGGGCGUCUCUUUCUUUGACCUCUACGAAGAGAUCAAACGUCGCGAUCUCGCUCUAUGGCCAUCUUGUGCCGCGAUCGGAUGGGGGUCUGUCUUGGGCAACACGCUGGAACACGGUUUCGGCUACACUCCUGAUGGCGUGCACACAGAGGCGCAGUGCGGCAUGGAGGUCGUUCUUCCCAGCGGUGAGCUAUUGCGAACUGGAAUGGGUGCGAUGAAUGACAGUCGGCUGUUCCCUCUUUAUAAACCCGGGUUUGGACCGAGCGUAGAUGGCCUUUUCUACCAAUCAAAUUUGGGUGUGGUGACUAAACUCGGCAUUCAUAUCACCCCGGCUCCCGAGGCGUACACCGCUUGUGAGCUGAGCGUGCCAAAGGAAGAAGAUCUCACACAGCUUGUAGAGCUUCUGGCCAACCUACAGAGGCGGGGGGUCGUUACCAACCAUCCCUCCAUUUCCAAUGUUUUUCGUCAGGCUAUCCUGUGCGAGGACGAAGCCUGUAAAGCAACGCUGGCACCACAUUUCGGUCCUAACAAGAAGGUUCCAGAGAGCGUUCUGAACGAGUUGAAAUUGAGGUAUGGCUGGGGAUCUUGGAGGGCAGAGUUCGGUAUCCAAGGUGACGCGGAUGUGGUACCAGCUUUGGUCGGUUCACUGCGUCGCGCCAUUACAAAGAUUCCUGGCGCUCAGCUCCAAGUGAGGCACUUUGGCGGUCGCCCAGGCAAGUUUCUUCGAGCAGAAGAAGUGGAAACCAGAGGAAUCCCCCAUAAUGGCGUUCCGACGUUGGAGUCACUAUCCCUGAUGGACUACCGCCUCGCACCUGGAAGUGGACACACAGACUUUGCCCCAAUCAUCCCUACCUCGGGUUCGGCAUUGCUUGAAUGGUACAUGGCAGCCAAAGAGAUGGUCUCUGAAGCAAAGUUUGACUUCUUCGCCGAUUUCCACGCUUAUUCUCGAUACAUCAUCCCGAUCGUUUUGGUAGUAUAUGCUCCUGAGGAGAAGGACCGGGUACAUGAACUCUGCCAGAAGCUAAUCGAUGAUGCUGUCCGUCGCGGACUAACUACAUAUCGAACUCACGUUGAGUACAUGGAUCAGAUCAGAAAUCACUUCUCAUUCAACGGGCAUGCCCUUGCAAAGUUUGUUGAUAGCUUCAAGACCGCCUUAGAUCCUAACAAUAUUCUAUCACCUGGAAAAUCAGGAAUUAAGGGACCUAAGUAG